CAGUCAUUGAAGAGCUGCUGCAGCAAGACAUGAUGGUGCUUUGAGGACUACUCUACCAUACAGUCCAUCAUGAAUUUCAAUGGACUUCAGCGCCAGAGCAGCCAAGAAAAUCACAUUCUGGAUAAUACUCAGAGGAAGAAUAAGUCUUUGUGGCACAGGCGAUCACUGAGGGGAAACAGUGACCGACACCGGCAGAACACAGGCACUCUCUCCAGAGUAAACAAGACCAUACAAACUUCCACCAAUUCACUGGUUGACUACUCCGACCCACAAAGAAUCACAAUUACACUGGAAAAGCAAGACAAUGAAACAUUUGGUUUUGACAUUCAGACUUAUGGCCUGCAGCAGAGGAACAGCUCUUCAGUAGAGAUGUGCACGUUUGUAUGCAGGGUGCAGGAGGACAGCGCUGCUGAGAGUGCUGGCCUGACCGCAGGAGAUGUUAUCAUCACCAUCAACGGGGUCAGCAUUGAGGGUUUCUCUCAUCAGCACGUACUUGAUCUGAUAAGAAAGUCAACCAAUAAUCUAAAGAUGGAGACUGUAUGUGGGAGUGUGGUGAAGUUGAUCGAGCUGGAGAAGAAGAUGAACGCGCUUAAGCAUUCACUACGUGAGAGAUUGAUGGAGCUGCAAGAGCUCACAUUACAGGAACAAAGACUAACGCGAGGUAAUUUGAAUGACAGCAUUCUCCGCCUCUCAAUGGACUCUUCAGGAUCUCUGAACUCCCCCAAAGGCCACCGUGGCCUCCGUUUAUCAAGUGACAGUAGCUACAGGAGCAUGAUGACUGAUGACAGUGACCUGGCCAGUGUGUUUGGGGAUCUGAGCUCACCCGGCCCCUGCAGCGCAGCCAGCACCAAUGAAGAUGGCUGCUUCUUCACAGAUUUUCCUACACAGAGCAUGUCCAGGAGGUUUUCAUCAGGCUCCAGCAAUCAUCAUCAAGCCCUCAGCCGCUCCAGCAGCUCCGGUAUGGCCGGCAGCAGCGGCUCCCUCUCUCCUUGCUGGGAUGAAAAAAGGGUCUCCUCCUUGUUUGGUACCCUGCCCAGGAAAAGCAGGCGUGGUAGUGUUCGAAGACACAUCUUCAAGUUAAUUCCUGGACUCCAGCGAUCAGUUGAAGAAGAAGACAUGGGAACAAACUCUCAGUGAUUUGUUGUUCUACAUGAUACUAACGGUUGACAAGGUUUCUCUCAUGUUCUGAACAAUUUGCAGACAGAAAAAGACACUGUAAUGUAGUGUUUCCCACACUUUGAAGGUUGUGUUAAUCCUUUUAAGAAUACGUUUUUGCCUUUAUGGGAAAACAGAGACAAUGGACACUUCAGUGCUUGGCGUAUGUCAGUACCAAAGUUUUCUCAAGAGGGUCUUGAGCCUUUAAGGUGAGCCUGCCUGGCUCAACAUUUGGCUUGGACUCGUGGUGGCACAAAAGCAUUAUGAAAAUGUAAAAUGUUUUUCCUUUCAACAAGUGUUUGAAUGAAUGGCAUGCAUAACACGCUGCAGAUGAGAUUAUGUAUCCUACUAGCUUGAAUGAAAAAUGUUUUUUUUCUUUAUGCCAUAAUCACAGAAUGUGAUCAGCAUUAAUCUCUGCAGUCUGAGCUGCAGUAAAUGUAUUCAUGUAGCAAUAUGAAUUUUGAGAUUAGACUAUGGUGAACACAUUCAGGUAAUCAAAACCAAAACCAACACUGUAUAGAUAGCUGCUCAGCUGAAAACAGGAUGUGGGUGCGAGAAGUACUACUUUACUAUUUUCAUUUCCAAAAUCAUUUUCAGGCUGUAUAUAAGUUAUUUUCAGGUGUUCAGAAAACAAAAACAUGUUUUUGUAAAUUCUGAAUGUACUGUAUGUUUUACUUUCAGUGGCAAGACAAUGUAAUUGUGCAUGUUGACUUAUGCUUUAUCUUUUCAAACCAAGAUAGUCUGUAUGCAGGAGACAAUAAAUGUACAAUAAAUUUGUGAAGUUUUGUAAACCCA
Thunnus maccoyii (southern bluefin tuna) is the source of this 1950-nucleotide messenger RNA. Its product is annotated as cytohesin 1 interacting protein. NCBI's taxonomy places the organism in Eukaryota, Metazoa, Chordata, Actinopteri, Scombriformes, Scombridae. The record is from RefSeq and is a predicted model, not a curated record. The transcript is spliced from 8 exons. Bases 70 to 1137 code for a protein of 355 amino acids. Gene Ontology annotation, molecular function: protein binding.